Trichosurus vulpecula (common brushtail) is the source of this 10337-nucleotide messenger RNA. It is a transcript of the gene PRKAA2, whose product is annotated as protein kinase AMP-activated catalytic subunit alpha 2. The coding region runs from base 26 to 1681 and encodes 551 amino acids. Lineage: Eukaryota; Metazoa; Chordata; Mammalia; Diprotodontia; Phalangeridae. Gene Ontology annotation, cellular component: cytoplasm. Gene Ontology annotation, molecular function: AMP-activated protein kinase activity; ATP binding. The transcript has 9 exons. Gene Ontology annotation, biological process: protein phosphorylation; intracellular signal transduction. The record is from RefSeq and is a predicted model, not a curated record.
AGGGGCCGGGCCGGGCCGGCGGACGAUGGCGGAGAAGCCGAAGCACGACGGGCGCGUGAAGAUCGGCCACUACGUGCUGGGCGACACGCUGGGGGUCGGCACCUUCGGCAAAGUGAAGAUUGGAGAACACCAGUUGACAGGCCACAAAGUGGCGGUAAAAAUCUUAAAUAGACAGAAGAUUCGUAGUUUGGAUGUGGUUGGAAAAAUCAAAAGGGAGAUUCAAAAUCUAAAACUCUUCCGACACCCUCACAUUAUCAAACUCUACCAAGUCAUCAGCACCCCAACUGAUUUUUUUAUGGUAAUGGAAUAUGUGUCUGGUGGUGAAUUAUUUGACUACAUCUGUAAACAUGGACGGGUUGAAGAGACAGAGGCUAGAAGACUCUUUCAGCAGAUUCUUUCUGCUGUGGAUUAUUGUCACAGACACAUGGUUGUUCACCGAGACCUGAAACCCGAGAAUGUGCUGCUAGAUGCCCACAUGAAUGCCAAGAUUGCCGACUUUGGUUUAUCAAAUAUGAUGUCAGACGGCGAAUUUCUGAGAACAAGCUGUGGGUCUCCAAAUUAUGCAGCACCUGAGGUCAUCUCAGGCAGGUUGUAUGCAGGGCCUGAGGUCGACAUUUGGAGCUGUGGUGUAAUUCUGUAUGCCCUCCUCUGUGGUACACUGCCCUUUGAUGAUGAGCACGUCCCAACGUUAUUUAAGAAAAUUCGGGGAGGUGUUUUUUACAUCCCAGAGUAUCUAAACCGUUCUAUUGCUACUCUCCUCAUGCACAUGUUGCAAGUGGAUCCUCUGAAACGAGCAACCAUCAAAGAUAUAAGAGAGCAUGAGUGGUUUAAACAAGACUUACCUAGUUAUUUGUUUCCUGAAGACCCUUCCUAUGAUGCAAAUGUCAUUGAUGAUGAAGCUAUAAAGGAAGUGUGUGAAAAGUUUGAGUGCACAGAGUCAGAAGUGAUGAACAGCUUGUAUAGUGGGGACCCUCAAGACCAGCUUGCAGUGGCUUAUCACCUCGUCAUCGAUAACCGGAGAAUUAUGAACCAAGCCAGUGAAUUCUACCUGGCCUCUAGCCCGCCCACUGGCUCUUUCAUGGAUGACAGCACCAUGCACAUUCCCAUUGGACUGAAGCCACACCCUGAACGGAUGCCACCUCUAAUAUCAGACAGCCCCAAAGCCAAAUGCCCUCUGGAUGCUCUGAAUACUACCAAGCCCAAAUCUCUAGCUGUGAAAAAAGCCAAGUGGCACCUGGGGAUUCGCAGUCAGAGCAAACCUUAUGAUAUUAUGAAUGAAGUCUACCGGGCUAUGAAACAGCUGGAUUAUGAAUGGAAGGUGGUGAAUGCGUAUCAUCUUAGAGUGAGAAGAAAGAACCCUGUGACUGGCAAUUAUGUGAAAAUGAGCCUUCAGCUAUACCAGGUGGACAAUCGAAGUUACCUUUUGGACUUCAAAAGUAUUGAUGAUGAUGUCACGGAGCAGAAGUCUGGUUCUUCAACGCCUCAACGUUCAUGUUCUGCUGCUGGCUUACACAGACCGAGGCUGAGUUUCGAUUCCACCACAGCCGACUGUCAUUCUCUCAGUGGAUCCCUGACCGGCUCCUGGACAGGGAGCGUGCCUUCCGUAACUCCUCGCCUGGGCAGCCACACCAUGGAUUUUUUUGAAAUGUGCGCCAGUCUGAUUACCACGUUAGCCCGUUGAUGAUCAUUCUUCCCCGGUCUCUGUCCUUGUGUUAUUGCACUGUGAGAAUCGAAUUUGUCUCUUUAAAUUACUAUCUCCUAUUCUGGAUAGCUUGUACACCACAAUACAAACUGGACGUUGUAGCCCCUAGGGACACCCAUUGCCACAUCGAUCAUUGAGUAGAUUGUCAUUUUAUCUAUUUUGCUCAUGGUAAAUUCACAUAGGGGAUAUAUUUGAUAGGUAAAUAGGAAUGAAAGUGAUUGUGGUUUUUAAGUAGUGAAUUCACGUGUAAGUUGAUUGAUAACAUCCUUCUGAAGAUGUAGCCUUAUUUGUGGGGAUUUCGCAGCAUCAUUUCAUUGUAGUCUUUGAUAUGGGUACAUCAGAGUGACUGCACAACUCUUGCUAGGUGGUGAGGUGUUUUGAGCCCUCCUACUUAUCUUCAGUUUACUGUAAUAAGUUCUUAUUGAGCACCUACUGUAUGUAAAGAUGUAUGCCGAGUCCAACAAGACUUUGUUUUUAUAAUUUGUCCAGCAGUCGUUAGUCUGGUAUUGAGACUUUGAAAGGAGAGAGCUAGCCAAAGAAUUUCAGGGUCAAGAUUCUCCUGAUCUAGACAAAUCUCCUGCCAGGCAGCGUGGCAGGUUACUGCUGUUCCAGGGAAGUCACUGUAUUUGAAGAGGUCCUUUGAUCACCUUUGCACACCCACCUCAGGGUUGUUAAUGUCUAACUUUCCAGAGCAGGGAUUUCAUCUUGGAAACUUUUAUUUUAAAUUUUCAAGGACUGUAGGGAAUGCUUAGAAUUAUCGCCAUUUUGCCUUUUAGGCCUUUCUUCCAAGUUUCACAGCAUGACUUUGAAACCUCAUUCACCUUCCUCCGUAUAAAUUGGCCUUUGCUUUAUUUCUUCUUUUACCGUUCUUUAAUAAUGGUGAAAUAGACCCUUAAAUGAGAGAGCACACCCACCUUAAAAGAGAAUGCUCCCCUCUGGUCACACGUUGGGCCGCAUUAGGGAACCUCUGAAUUCCAUUGAGUCAGCCCUUUCUUUGAAGCUGGAUUUCUUUCUCUUCCUCCCCACCGUACUUUUGCUCAUUAUUUCAUCUCUCCUCGAUACUGGACUGAGCUUUCAGAUCUUUCUGAAGAUCUUAAUUUGUUCUGUAUCUUGGUUACUAUCCUUUUAAUUUGAAAAAAUGAUUCCCACCUUAUGGAAAGGAGGACUUCCAACGCUUGAUGGGCUGGGACCUUCACUGUGGACUUGAUAGGGAAGGGAGACUUUCGCUACGUUUUGUCCUAUCAUUACAGCUCUCUAUCCCUAUCAGAUGUAGAUAUAUGUACACACACAUACGUGUCUAUGUGUAUUUCAUUGGGGUUUUCACUUUCCCUUUCUAAGUAAGAAAACAAUUUUCAUUUCUUUCUCUAGUUCACAUGGACGGGUAUCUAUUUUUAAUUUCUUUUUCUUCAGCGCUUCCCUCUAAAUACUGACUUUUUCAUCUUUCACCUGACUCAUCCAAGAUACAAUCCUAUAAAGCAUCCUGCAGCGAAAUGAAACAUGGCCUUGCUUUUAGGGCUGAUGUUUGUCUAAUGUCUUGCCUCUUCUGCCAAGAACCAAAUGAGGGUUUGCUAUCAUUUUCCCAUUACAAGAAUGGUGCGUAUAUUUAUCCCGAAGUAUUAGCCAAGUCAGGGAUUGUUAUGGGUUAACAAUACAGCGUUGUUUUGUAGGACUUUCAAAAAUGCUUUAAAGAUUUUGUAAAUAGUUUGAUUUUUAGAUUGCAAAUAUUUUUUUUAAUGCAAAAGUGAACAAUAUUGUUAUUACUACUGUUUUUAUAAUUAUUUUGGUAGAGAGCUACUGGAAAGAUUGCCAUCUAGUGGCAACUUAGUAUAAUUUUUUUCUGCUCCAAGCAUUCAAUGGUUGCUGGGCAUGAUUCAGGCUUUACUUGCCAGAGGGGGCUCUUUCCUGCCCCUACACAUUUCAAAUUCUAAAUGGACAAAUUUGCUUUUAGGAGGAAAGGUUGCCAUAUUUCCAACUCAUUGCUGCAGGGAUGAGCCUGGUGGCUGUAAAAUACUAGAAUGAGAAGUUAACCCAACUAAGAGUCAAAGCCCGAAGGAGUUCUGAAUGUGGAAACCUACAAAAAUAGAGUGAAUCAGCCCCCAGUGACCAGGCCUUUAGUGAACCAUGUUAGGAGCCAGCCUCUGAGGCACUGGCAAUCCAGGGAGAAAUCAACAGCAGGAGCUCACACUGGGAAGUAGCCUGUGCACGUACAAGGGAAGACAGAAUCCAUGCCAAGUAAGUGCCAGGUGUUGCAGUGGCUGUGACAAGAGGCUGUGGCAGAUGGGGCGGGGAUGUCAGGAAAGGGCUGAGCUUGGAGAUGGACUGGGAGGAAGUUGGGAAGAAAAUGAGGGAUUUGAAGAGGUGGAGGUGAGGAGGAGAAGUGUUCCAGUCACGAGAGACAUCACUACAGUCAUAUCAGGAGUAUAGUGUACUUGUUAAUCCAGAUUUUGACCAAAUUCGUUCACAUAAAAUUGACUUUAAAAAUGAGUAUUAAUGUUGUUUUUAGCACUUUCUGAAUAUUUAUGAACAUCUCAUUUUUUUCACUUAUAUACCUAAUCAUGAAAGAUCUGCUGUUUUAAGGUACUCCAAGCACUAGGAACAGCACUGUACUUAGGUUUCAAGAACUGAGGUCUAAAUCCCAGAUCCUCGACUUACUCCUUGCACAAUCUUCUCAGGCAAAGCCCUGAACCUCAAAGGGAUUUGCUUACUAAGGGCCCUUCUGGGUUUAAUUCCUGUACCCUACAAAUCUUGGGGCAAUUGUUCUAAGUCUUAUGGACAUAGCAGUAAUCCAUUCAUUUAAGAUGAGACCAUCCAAUGGGAAGCCUAGUGAAUAUAGUAAUCUCACUGGUAGGAAUAACGUCUUGGAGUUGUCACUCAUAGUAGGAUUCAUGGAAGUCAUUCUGUUGCCCACAUCGUAGGGAAGAGGGAGAGCCAGAGGUCAUCAGCCUCACCUACUUACUUCUGUGGGGAAUACGAUUCCGUUUUACCCAUAUGAUUCUUUAGUCCUUCUUAUAGCUGCUUUUUGUGGCAGUCAGUCUGGGGCAGGAGCAGUCAAUCUGAGGCAUCCUAAUUCUGAGUCCUGAUGGCUACUAGACUAGAGUUUAAUAGCAGAAGCUGUAUAUCCAGCAGUCUAAGCCUUCACCUCAUUGUUAAAAUGCCAAUAUGACUGGUACUCUAAGACCAUCACUGUCCCAGAUGAUAACAAUAAGACUUUUGGAGUAGCAAAGACUGAAUUAGAGCUUGGUCCAGUCUUGGUUUCCCUUUUUCAUUAGAGGUGAUCCUCUCCUAAAUCAUGUUCAACUGAUUUUAUCACAGAAUCUUAGUAUCAUAGACAAAUGUUUGUCUUGAGCAAUUGCUGGACUAAAGAAUUAAUAUAGUUUCACAGUUACUGGAAUUUCAUCUAUCUGUGGAACUGCUGACUUCCUCGUGACCUUCGAGGUCUUCAAGACGAAGGCAGCUAGCUACUUACUAACUUGGGGUGAUGUAGAGGAGAUUCAUGCUUGAGGUGAAGAUUGGACCAGGGGACUUUUGAAGUCUCUUUUGUCUCAAAGAGUUUAUGACACUUCAUCUUUUAACCAAAGAGAAUAUUGUUCAGGUGUGGAAUUGAAUCAUCUCUUAUCUUGAUCAAUAACCAACAAGUGAUUGCUUGUGUUCAAACAGGCAUCCCCAAUUUUUUUCCUUCUUAAGUAGUUUGUGUAAUCAGUCAAACUUUAUCCACGAUUUAGGAGUUGGAAGUUCAUGAGGAUGUGUCCCUCAGAAGUUACUGAGUGUUUAUAUCUGGAAUACUCUAUUGGCCUGAAUCCUAACAUCCUGGUUCAGGAAUAAGGAGAUUCUCAGGUGGGAGAUACGAUGAGGAAGAGCGCCAGUUCCAUUCAGCCGGCUAAAAGGAGAUAGUUCAGUGACUUAAGCACACUACAAAUAGCAGUCCUUUUGUAUCAGGGUGUUGGUUGCGAGAAACACAGUUCUCCAAUGAUGAUGAUGGAAGAGAAAUGGCAUUUCUGUAAUGCUUUGGGAGGCAGCGUGAGCUAGGGGAUUGCCAGCCUUGGAAUCAGGAAGGCCUGGGUUCAGGUCCUGCCCCUGACUCUCAUUGACUGGGCAAUGCUAGACCAAUCUCUUAAGGUCUCAGUCACCGAGGUUACUCUGAGACUAAUAAACCAUGAAACAGAUGUUAAUUUGCAUUGGUAGAGGGAGUUUCCUCACUGGGCACUGUCUUUACAAAUGAAAUCACAGACCUGGUCCAAAAACCACAAACACACACCUAUGUAAAUGCCGCACUUGAUGACUUACAAUAGGCUGUCAAAUGCUGUCAUAACUCAUCGAUGUGUAAAUUGUCCAUGGGAUACAUGUAAUCCUUGUGACUGUUUUGUACAGCCAGCCUCUACUCAGGAAAUGCAAACUACUUUAAAUAUUAGCCUAGGCAUAGCGUAUCUGGGAAAGCAGAUCUGAUUUAUAUAAUAGGAAAUGAUCAUUAGGCAUUCCAUUGCUGUAAAUGAUUUUGGAUCAGCAGCUCGUAGAGUUAAUCUGUAUUUUCCAUUAGUGUAGAUAACCAAAUGAGCUGAAUCUCAUGUUUGGGUGUCACCUUUUGCCCUUGAAUUUGAUUUCCUGCCCCCCCCCCCAGUAUGACUUACAUUCAUCCUUUAAAACUACCUGGCUCCCAUAGAAAUUAUAUCUUUAUUCACCAGCUAAUACUGCAUGCUUUGUUAGAAAAGAAGAUAGAGGUUUUUAUUGGUGGAUUUUCCUUUACAAAAUUACUUCCUUUCUAAUUAGGAGCAACGAUCUAGGACCUAAGACCUACCUGAUCUGGUCUGUCAUUUCUUUUCCUAUAAGUCCCAUGACAAUCUCUUGCCAUAGUGAAAUUUACUUCCUUCAGCAGUUUUCCUUAGGGUAGGGCUGUGUACUUCGCUGAAUAAAUUGAUGAAGGGUGGGUGCUGGCUUCCUUCAUCUGUAAAAAUUAAAGGGGAGAAACAGGACCAGAUCAUCCCUAAUGUUCCUUCCUGCUUGAAAACUGUGUCUUCAUAGUAGUGACCACUAGAGCUCUGACAAACAUGAAGAUGUAUAGUAUGGUACAGAUAAUGUUAGGACCUGUAUAUAAAAUGUAUACUUGAAUCUUGUAUAAAUAAAAUAAUCCUCUAGAAUGCCAAUGGCAGAACCAUCUCAGUGAGCCAGACUUUGCCCAAAAGCACCAUCUACUGAGUCGAUGCCAUAGGAAACCAACCCUCCUGAAUUUGGAUGAAAGGACAGGGAAGGCUGGUCAGAGGUAGGAAGGAGCAACAGCUUCCCUUGGUCAAGCACUUAAAGUUUUGAAAGCACUUUUUGUGUCGGAAUUGUUUACUGGAGAAAGAAGACACACUUUGAUACUUUCAAUAGCACAUAGCAGAAGGCCAACAGUGGUGUCGGGUUUAGUUCCUUGGGGAGAACAUUAACAGUUUAGUAAGAAUAAUUUAUAAUUGAAUCAUCAUGAAUAAGAAUGAUUGAUCUUUUUAAAAACCAAGCAUUCAUAAAUAUGCAGAGUUGAAAUCUUAUUUGUGGAACAGGAAUCUUGAGCCCUUGGCCAUUGGCCAUCUAGGCUCCAAGCUUAGGCCAUGCAGUCUUUUGUCCAGUUUAUUCCAUAAUCGGAUUCACAAGGGGUGUGUGUGUGUGUAUAUGUGUGUGUGUGCGUACAUGCACGUGUGCAUGGUUGUAUGAAUGCAUGCAUAUGUAGAGAAACAGAGAUUUAUAAGGCAGUAAUACCACUAGAGAUGCACCAUAAAUUAGAAACAAACAUCAAUUUCAGUUUGAGAUCACCUUUGUAGAAUCUGUGUUUUCCUUUGAUCUUACUGGGCUCAUCAUCUUGGCAAAACCUUGUAUUGAUAGGGCAAAGGCAAACUCACUCAUCUCUGGUCUGUUAUAACUAGCUCCAAGCUGGUAUGAGUGAAUAAGGGUUAGCUGUAUUUUGUACAACAAAUUAAAAUAUUAUCAAUUCUAUGUGCCAUAUGUGCCUAAGACCAACGUGACUUCUGUUACCUAAAACUUACGUUGCUGUGCACAAGACUCCACUCAACUUGGAUUGUCACAUUUAGCUCAUUCUCGUUGGAUGUUCUUGUAAUCCGUCCACCGAAAAAAAGUUUCUAACACAAUGGACAGCCUUUCUCCCAUGUUGAGUUACUGUACAUUUGCUAUUACUAAGCAUAGAAGCAUGAAGUAAUUGGUAUCAGACCCAUCCCCACAGGUGAAUUGGAGUUUUAAUUAAAAUUCUUUCUCGACCACAGCCUGAUGUAAUAGAUCUGGGUUGGUUGUGAUCAGUCUGAGAGCCUUUGUUUGCCUUGUGGAUGCUUUCACUACAAGGUAAGUCCAUGGUGUGUGUGUGUGUGUGUGUGUGUGUAAGUGCUGUUUACAACUGAAGAGAUAUUAUUUUGAGAAGUUCACGUUAUUUGGAUAACCAGGGUACGUACAUGUCCUAUAAAUUUGAAGUACAAUUUUAAAAAUUCUCUAGACAAUGUUCCUGCCACGAGAAUCAUUGGUUAAGCACAUCAUAGCACCCAAACUUAGGUGCAUGCAGAGAUUUCAGAAGCCAGGUGCCCAGUGAUAGAAGGUUGAUAUAGCAUCAUAUCCUUCGAGCUGGGCAAGUUUGCACUGGUUAAACAUUAGAGUAGGGAGAGGAAUAUUUUUAAUAAGGAGAAUAGAAAAUUAACACACUGAAGAAAAGUUUUACAGUUGGGAGCAUUUUCUACCUUUACAGUGGUGUUGCUUCUUAAAUUUGCAUUGUCAAAGGGAAAGAAUCUUAUGGAACCAACCUUAUUCUCAAGGGAUUUUAAGGAAAACCAGAGCCUCUGUUGUCAGGGAAAUUCAGAACUGUGCCUUCUGUUCUUGAGCUAGGAGCAGUAUUGUCCAGUUGAUAACUACAAGUGCUGCUGUGGCAUGGGAUUUUGAUGGAGACUUAGAGAAUGAGCACAGCCUGGACCCAUCAUUCCGCUUGUUUUCCUCUCCCAAUUUGCUUAUUAUAACCACAAAUAUUUUGUUAUUUGUUCUUGACAAAUUGAUUUCCAGUUGCCUUUUCCUGUGAAGACUGGACUACAUUUCCUAAGUACUUGCUAUGUCCUUUUAUGGUUUCUACAUGGCAUCUCCCUGUUCUUUGACAUGACUUGGCGAUCAGCUCAAUGAUAAAAACUCCAGUUCCCUGAGUAAUUUGAGCAUGCCAAUUUCAGACUUAGUAUAGACAAUUCAGCUCUUUUAAGGUCUGUGAAAGGAGUAUUGUCUAGUGAGCAGAGCUAAGGACAGAAUUCUCCAUUUUAAGAGCUGAUUGUAUUGUAAUCAAUCAGUAACCACUUUGGCAGAACCCAGAUGAUAAGAAUACUUUUUCUACCUCACAGGUGCGUUGUGAGAAGCUAUUGGAAAUGUACUUUCUAAGUACAGAGGAUCCUCAUGGGAAAUAUAAAAGCCCUCUGCUCCCUGUGUGUGUUUUUUAUAUAUAAUUAUCUUUGAUAAUGGACAGGUUGGCUAGUCUGAGUGAGUCUUACACAGUGUCUACACAUUUUGCAGUUAAAAAGUUUGAGAUCAUGUCUUCACAGAUUAUGAAAAACUGAAUAAAAUGGCUGUUGUUCUUAAAUUCAUCCUAAGUAAACCCUCAAAUGUUACCUUAGUCAUCUUUUGCUCUAAUUUCUAAACUGAAAGCCUUGAAAUGCCUGUAGAAGCUGCCUUAAUUAAUUACCACCCACUCUCUCCAGACUGUUCAUGGUUACCGGCUGUACACACAGUUUUGAAUGUGUAAUCGUAAAGUUGUCCCAGAGCUGUGAAGUUCUCUAAACAUGGUUGUAUUUAUAUAAAGCAUGUUUGUAUUUUGUAUUUUGUUAUACACGUGUGCUGGUGUAUCUAAUAAGUAAUUUUUUAGUGAAAAAAACAACAACCCUGAAAAUGAAUGGCUAUGAAGAUCUAUCUUUCUGAUAUGGGGGCGACACAUGUUCCAAUUUCAUCAAUGUGAUAAGGCACUAAUGUUCAUUUCACCCAUUUUAAACAGCAACAAACCAAGCCCCUCCUGACUUGGGGGCCUUGUGGAGCACAUGAUUCACUUGAGAGAUGUAUGCAAUGUUGAGGAAAGUUUGCUGGACUUGGAAUCCGAGGAGACCUGGGUUUGGAUCCUACUUCCAACACCAGCUAAUUGUAUGACAUCUCUCUGACCUUCAGUUUUCUCAUCUCUAAAAUGGGGGUAUAAAAUGCUUUCCAUGCAGGGUUGUUUUAAGGAAAACACUUUAUAAACCCCCAAAUGCCAUAGAGAUGUGAAUGAUGGGGAUUACCAAUCUAUUUUUAAGAGACUUUUUUAAAAUUGUUGAAAGUGGGGACCAUUUUUCAAAGUUGGCUAUUACAAAGAAAAACCCCUGACUGCCAUUUUUUUCUCUAAGAGGCUAGAGGACUUAGAAGAUUUCAGUUUUGUUUUUGGUGCACUUCUAGUAAGGGUCAGAUCAUUAUUAGGACAUCUUUACCUGCCAGCAUCUGUGUGGGAAAAAUUUGUCUUUAACACUUUGACCCUCAUGUAGUAACUUGUUUUUCCUGACUUGGUGUUUGCACUUUAUGAGUUGAAGACCCAACCAGAACAAAGGAUGAUUUGGCUGCUUGCAAGCCCUUACACAUAAAUAAAUGAAAGACUUUGGUCUCUGAAGGAUAA